ACAUUACCUUAAGAAAUGCAUUUUUUUUCACUGCCAUUUGGAAGGGUUAUUAGUGCCACCGAGUCUUUCAUUCAUGGAUUAGAUGAAAAGACAAGUGCAUCUCUAAAAUUCACUGUGCUGAACCCAAAGGGACGAAUUUGGACAAUGGUUGCUGGUGGAGGUGCUAGUGUCAUCUACGCUGACACAGUAGGAGAUCUUGGCUUUGCAAAUGAGCUUGGAAACUAUGCAGAAUAUAGCGGUGCGCCCAAUGAAGAGGAGGUUUUGCAGUAUGCCAGAGUUGUAAUUGAUUGUGCAACUGCAGAUCCUGAUGGCCAAAAAAGGGCUCUUGUUAUAGGAGGAGGCAUAGCUAACUUUACAGAUGUUGCUGCUACUUUUAGUGGCAUAAUCCGGGCACUAAAGGAGAAGGAAUCAAAGUUAAAGGCAGCAAGAAUGCACAUUUACGUAAGGAGAGGCGGUCCGAACUACCAAAAGGGUCUAGAGAAAAUGCGAGCACUUGGAGACGAAAUUGGCAUCCCGAUUGAGGUUUAUGGACCUGAAGCAACAAUGACUGGUAUAUGCAAAGAGGCAAUACAGUGCAUUACUGCUUCCGCUUAAGUAUCCAUUCAGGUCAAUGCUUCUUUAGUGUCCGUGUCAUUUACAAAUUUGAAGUGAACAUUGAUUUGUAAUUUCCUUCUCAUUCUCGGAAUUUGUACAUUUAGUUACACCGUCCAAAAAGAGUGGUUGGGAAUGUUGUCUCAGUUUUUUUCUUAUAGAAUUUUAUGGUACUGUCUUGAUACAAUAAAGAGUUUUUUCGUGUGA
Messenger RNA from Trifolium pratense (red clover), 798 nucleotides. RefSeq names its product ATP-citrate synthase alpha chain protein 2-like. The coding region runs from base 16 to 594 and encodes 192 amino acids. NCBI's taxonomy places the organism in Eukaryota, Viridiplantae, Streptophyta, Magnoliopsida, Fabales, Fabaceae. The record is from RefSeq and is a predicted model, not a curated record. The transcript has 6 exons.